AUGAAGAUUAAAAAGAAAAAUAAGAAUAUGUGGUAUGUGUCUCGAUUCAUAGAAGAGCACAAUCACGAGUUGUUAUUGUCAAAGUUUGUUGAGUAUCUGAGGUCCCACCGAAAGAUUUCUGAUUUUGAGAAAGCACAGUUAAAUAGCAUGAGGGAAAUUGGUAUAAGUAUCCCCAAAAUAUAUGAAUCGUUUGCUACACAGGCCGGGGGCUUUAAUAUGGUUUCUUUCACUAAACAAGACAUGUAUAAUGUGUUAAGGAGGCUACGGGCUAUGCAAAAUGGAGAUGUCAAUGCCACAUUUCGUUAUUUGGAGGGCAUUGCCCAAGUGGAUGAAAAGUUGUUUUGGCGUUACAAGACUGGGCCGAGUAAGCAACUUUGUGAUCUAUUUUGGAGUGAUGGAGCUAGCCAGGAAGAUUAUCGGAUAUUCGGUGAUGUACUUGCUUUUGAUGCAACGUACGGGAGAAACAAGUACAACCUACCAGUUGUUGUGUUUUCUGGGGUUAACCACCACAAUCAGACAUGUGUUUUUGGUGCUGCCAUGGUUUCACAUGAAUCACAGGAGUCGUAUAAUUGGGUAUUGGAGAGGUUUUUGGAAUGCAUGAAAGGGAAAACACCUAAUGCAGUAAUUACAGAUGGAGAUCCGGCAAUGGGAAUUGCAAUCCAAAAGGUUUUUCCCGAGGCCCAUCAUAGAUUGUGUGCAUGGCAUCUUUUGAGGAAUGCGACGGCAAAUAUUUCGCAGCCUCAGUUCACUCAGUUGUUUAGACAAUGCAUGUUGGCUGAUAUUGACAUACAUGAGUUUGAGAAGCAGUGGGAGGCUAUGUUGGAAGAGUGUGGUGUAAGGGAGGUCGAAUGGAUGAGGGACUUGUAUGCGAAAAAGUACUCUUGGACUACGGCUUACAUUAGGGGUCGCUUUUAUGCGGGACUAAGGACUACUUCACGAUGCGAGUCUUUGCAUACAAAGUUGGGGAGGUUUGUUGAGAGUCGUUAUGGCAUACUAGAGUUUAUAACUAACUUUCAGCGAUGCAUUGAUUUUUUGCGAGACAACGAGGCAGAGUUGGAUUUUAGGUCUUGUUAUGGAACACCAGUGCUUCAAACUGAGUUUGUUGAGCUAGAGAAGUCAGCCGCAUUGAAAUUCACUCGUGAGAUAUUCUUUAGAGUUCGUGAGUCUCUUAAGCGAUCGGUGCGGAUCAAUAUCAAUGGGUGCAAUCACACAUCGAAUGGCGAUGUAUUUUUAGUUGAGAAAUAUCGUAAGUCGGGGUUGAAUUGGCAAGUAUUGUAUGAUGGUCAAGGGCAGAAGUUUGGAUGUAGUUGCAUGAGGAUGGAGUCCUUUGGUCUGCCGUGCAUCCACAUACUAGCUGUUGUCGUUAGGCUGAAUCUGUGUGCGAUUCUGGAUAGUUUGGUUCUAAAGAGGUGGUCGAAAAUAGCAAAGAGUGAAGCAGAUCAUUGGUCAAUUGUUAAUGAAGCUGUUAACAAGGACAUUUUAUAUAAGAGAAAGGUGGUUGCAUUUUUACAUCUGUGCACGCGGUUAGUAAAGUUUUCCUGUUUUGACGAGCAUGACUUCAGAGUGUAUGCAGAGAGAAUUGUGAGGGAUACCUCCAUGUUGGAGUCAAAGUACGGUGUUGCUAGGGAAUCUAGUGGAGCAAGUCAUGUUUGGGGAGAAUUUAGCAGAAUAAAUGAUCCGGUACGUGUGAGGACAAAGGGAACUGGGCAUGCAAACAUGUCAUCGACAAUGACGGGGAAGAAGAGGCGCAAAUGUAGCAAUUGUGGUCGUCUCGGACACAGGAGGACCCGUUGCACCAACGCACCAGCGUCAUCCGCAAUGGACAAUAGAAAUGGUGCGGUAAAUGGCAGUGAAACUGGCAAGGACGGGGCUGAUACCACAGGCCAUGUAAAGCUGUCUACGACAACAGAUGGACUCUCCAAGUCUUUUGUGUGA
Arachis ipaensis is the source of this 1935-nucleotide messenger RNA. The record is from RefSeq and is a predicted model, not a curated record. NCBI's taxonomy places the organism in Eukaryota, Viridiplantae, Streptophyta, Magnoliopsida, Fabales, Fabaceae.